UUUAACUUUGUACCAACGUGAGGUCUAACCCCUCCUAAAUGAGAGUAAUAGAUGCUGAAAGUGACGAACAAUUUUAACAUUUUGUAUUAUGUGCUUGUUCUGUAAGUGUAGUUUUGAAGAAAACAUUUUACUUGUAACCUAUGCUUUGGAAAAUUAUUCACUAUAUGGAACGAUUUACAAUCUUUCCUAGUAAUAAUUUUGUUUUCAUUCAGGUAUUUAUUUAUUUCUGAGUGGCCAUAAAACCUCAUUCUCGUAGCCGCUAGAAAAAUACUCUUCAGAAUGGCCAGCUCUAACUCUGAUGAUCGCAAUAUUUUCGUCUCGCCGUUUUUGAAUUUUGACCCAUCUAUUUUGGUCUCGAAUCCCGAAGAGCAGUUCAUCUUUCCCGAAGGGGAGAAACGUCGAGGUCGCUUUGAGCGAUCGUUUUCCGAAAUCGGAGCUAUGGUUAUUGGGGGUGCAUCUGUUGGGGGGAUCAAAGGAUUAUACAGCGGUUUUAAAGAUUCAGAAAUAAAGAAUCUUCCGACACUUGCUAUCAGACGAACUCAAAUGCUGAAUCAUCUUACUAAAUCCGGAGCAACACUUGCUCAGACUGCAGGUUCGAUAGGGUUUAUAUAUGCUGUGGCAGAUUUCUUGAUCUACAAAUUACGUGGUAAUGCAGAAGAUGAGAUAAAUACAAUGGCAGCAGCUACGACUACCGGUUUAGUAUAUACUUCUCCUGGUGCUUUUUAUACGUCACUUGCUUUAUUUGGUCAUUUUCAUCGUACCACAGAGACGUCUGCGAUAACAUUCUAACCCUUAUUGUUUCUGGGAAAAUAACAUCACAUUAAAUUCGGAGCACCACUCGUUGUAGUUGUAACGCUAACUCUAGAAGUCACCAGCGAAUUCAGCUGAUAGUUUGCAACUAGUUAUUAAAUCCCCAAUUAUGGCGUUCUAACCAGCUGACAUAAAAUUGAGAACAAUGACCCAUUUCAUCCAGGUUCUCUUGUUCUGAAACACCAUGCUAACAAACAUUAUAGUAGAUAUGUAUAUAACUAUACCUUGUUUGUUUAGUGCAUAAUCAAGAAAUUGCGUCGUUCAACUAUUGUUGUUCUCUUCAGUUGAAUACAUUGACGACAUUCCGUUUAUUUACAGACAUUUUGUAAGAAAUUGAAAGUGCGUUUCUUACAACGAAAUUUUAGGAAAUAACUUUUACUUCAAACUAUAAGCUGCCAAGAUUUGUUGAAACCACACCAGAUCAGAUGUGAAAGUUCAUAGGUUUCAGACAAAACAUGUCAGUGAAACGUAUUUAUCUAAUAGUUUCAACACCAACCAUUUUGUAAUUGAGUUGUUUUCCUUCUUAAAAUUAUGUGUAACCGUUUUCAACCUAUCUGCUUAGGACCCAGCAGUUUCCACUAAUUUACAGGCUCGCCUCAGAGCUUGUAUUAUGUAAGCAUAUCAUGUAAUCACAAUAAUUCGAAAAUGUUCACGUAAUACAUUAGUUUCAUCUGGUACGUAUCAGAACAUUACGAAGGAAAUGAUCCGAAAUUGACCCUAAAUUAAGAAAUAAGUCUACAAGGAAAGAUACUAAAAGGUCAUGUAACGCUUACAAUUCUGAAGAUAGAAUAAACGAACUUAUGGGGGAUUUCGAACUAAACCAGACCACAAUUUAUAACCACUUGAUCGUCUAAAUUUGGGGAUCUCAUCAACAACUGUUACAUUCCUUUACCACCCAAAUGGUAGUUGGGUAGUUUUGUGUUGUAAUGUCAUUUGUCUUAUUUACGAACCCAAUCAUCUACUUGAGCGUGAAAACCAAGAGUCAGUUGGAAGCUUUUAUUAGCCAACCCGAAUCAAUAUAAAUACACAAACUCAGUCAUUAAUGUAUGUAUGGCCCUCUGUUUGUUAAAUCAGAUUUUCGAUCGAUAGCAUCUGUCUCCAUCGGUUAAUUAAACCAAAUCUUGACAAGUGGCAUGAACCCGUCAAAAUUUCCCACUUAUCAUUUGCCAUUAAAAACACAUAUUUUUUGACUUAGUCUAUCACUUGUACUUCCUUGCAUUCUAAACUGAAAUAAGCGGAACGACUUUCGGAUCUGUGACCAAGUUGAAUACUUUAAACACUGAACCAGUAACCUCGUGCUACUUUAUUCUUCACAGUUAUGGCAAAUAUUAAUCGUAUGCUAAGAGAAAAGUAUCGUCACUUUCCGAAACUUCAUAUCUGUUUUCUUAAUAAGUUUUAGUGUGUCAGAUUAAACUGUUUGAAUAUUUCCUCUGCAUCUGCCCUUUUAAUCUUUUCGCGUUAUUAGAAAGGCAGAAUUGUAGAUUGUGAUAAGUAGUAAUUUUAGAAAACAUUUUAAAACAGAUGUGAUCGUUUUAAGAACUAAAUUAAUUCUCUUUAAACCACUAGGAAUGUUUAAACCAGGUGGCUGGAAACGUUGCGGCUUUGGUGGUGUUGCUGGGUUUGCUGUUGGUGCGAUCGCUGUUACUGUUACAAGCUGGUCUAGAAUAAAACAUAUGCUUGGCGGAUAAGUGACACUAAUGUAAUUUUAAUUAUGUACAUUGACAUUUUAUCUAGUACCCGAAAAAAUUACUUUUUAAAUAUAUCUUGAAUUGUU
Schistosoma bovis is the source of this 2584-nucleotide messenger RNA. The record is from the annotation of a GenBank genome assembly. NCBI's taxonomy places the organism in Eukaryota, Metazoa, Platyhelminthes, Trematoda, Strigeidida, Schistosomatidae.